Molecule: messenger RNA, 797 nt
Organism: Phytophthora infestans T30-4
Lineage: Eukaryota; Oomycota; Peronosporomycetes; Peronosporales; Peronosporaceae
Product: U1 small nuclear ribonucleoprotein A
Exons: 2
Coding region: 1-702 (233 amino acids)
Biological process (GO): mRNA splicing, via spliceosome
Cellular component (GO): U1 snRNP
Molecular function (GO): U1 snRNA binding
Source: RefSeq, a predicted model, not a curated record
AUGGCAGACACUGCGACGUCGCCGCCCACCCUGGAGACGGCGGACGUGCCACCCAACCACACGCUCUAUUUAAACAACCUGAAUGACAAGAUCAAGGCUGACCGCAUGAAGGCCACGCUCUACGCGACGCUCUCGCAGUACGGCAAGAUCCUAGAGAUUGUCAUGGGCCGUGCGCGGCGACUACGCGGCCAAGCGUGGGUCACGUUUGACGACGUCCCUAGUGCCUCCUCCGCGCUGCGUACUGUGAACGGUACUACACUGUUUGACAAGCCUGUAGUCAUCCACUUUGCCAAGGAGAAAGCUGACGUAAUUGCGCGCCGCGAGGGCUCGUUCGUUCCUCGCGAGAAGCGGAAGCGCGACCCCAAGCCUGAACAACAAACGACCAAGAAGCAGGCGAGUGCGAAUGGCAGUGCUGCGGCAACCGGCUCAUCCACUGCGGCACAGCCGCGUAUGCCUGCGCAAAACUUGCCGAACAAGAUUCUGUUCCUGGAGGAGCUGCCGGAGUCCUGCAACAAGGAGAUGCUUGGCGUGCUGUUCAAACAAUACCAGGGCUUCAAGGAGGUGCGUAUGGUGCCAGGUAAAAAGGGCCUCGCGUUCGUAGAGUUCGGCGACGAGGCGCAGGCCGCCAUCGCGCUGCAAGGACUCUUCGGCUUCAAACUUACCCCCACAGAAGCACUCAAGGUCUCCUUCGCUAAAAAGUAGGGGUUAGCAUAGCGACGACAGGGCAGAAGCCCUUUAAUGCUCCGUAGUAGACAGCAAUGCAGUCAAUCGAAGCCGCUGCCUUAAUCACUGUCGUA